AUGCAAGAUAAACUGAAGUUUUUAAUAUUAAAUCCUUCGAUCGAUGGGUUAAUCAAGGUUUUAGAAAAAUCUAAUACUCAGUAUACUAAAAAUGGUCCAUUUGAAGCUACUAUUUUAUUAGGUGAUGUAAUUCCAGAAGGUAAAUCAAUUCCAAAAGAUAUUGAAUUACAAGCACAAACAUAUUUGUCAAAAGAUAAACUAGAUAUAUCAGAAGAAAUUAAAGAGAAAAUAGUCGAUGAUAGAAGUUUAAUUGAUGUUAAAGCAAAUUUAACGUAUCUGAGACCACCAUAUUGUAUAAUACGAUUAAAAUCAAAUUUAGUAUUUAUGAUUUUAAAUGAUAUAAAAGAAGAACAUUUAUCAAAUAUACCCACUGAUGUAAAUAUUGAUGUUAUAAUAAGUAAUAAUAAUUGGCCAAGUGCAAUUGCCAUGAAACAAAAUGUAACUUGUGGAAAUGAAAUUAUUGAUAAAUUAAUAAAACAAUUUACUCCAAGAUAUAUAUUCUCCCAUUCAAAAUCAUUCUUUGAAUUAGAACCAUUUAAAUGGGAUAAUGGUAUAGUUACAAGAUUUUUAAGUUUAGCAGAAGAAGGAAGUGGUGAGAAAUGGUUUUAUGCCUUUUCCAUUGGAAUUUUACAAGAUAAUGAUUUAAAUUUAAAUCUUAUAAAUAAUCCCUUUAUGAAAAAACGACAAAUUGAAGAAGAUGAAAAAGAAACAGAAGCUAAGAAAAUUAAAGUUGUCACUCCUGAUAAAUGUUUCUUUUGUUUAAGUAAUGCAAGUACUGAAACUCAUAUGAUUGUUUCAAUUGGAUCUUAUAAUUAUUUAACAAUUGCUAAAGGUCCAUUAACUAGAUCAAAUAAAGAUUUGUCAUUUUCUGGUCAUGGUAUAAUCAUACCUAUUGAACAUAUACCGUCAAUUAUAGCUACAAAUUUAUUAGCUCAAGAUUCUCCUAUAUUUCAAGAACAAUUAAAAUAUGAGAAAUCAUUAGUAGAAGCAUUCAAACAGUCCAAAUUUAAAUUAGUAUUUUUUGAAAUUAGCAGGUUAUCAAAUAUUCAUAAACAUGUACAAUUUAUCCCAAUUGAAGAAGAAUUACUAGAAAAAUUUCAAAAUUCUUUAGAUUUACGAGUUAAAAUAAACAACACAAAACAUAAAAAGAAUCAAAAACUAAAAUUCAAAAAGUGUACAGAGGAAGAUCUAGAAUUGAAAAAAAUACUAGACGAAUCCGAUUUCAUAAGUUUUAAAAUUUAUCAUAAUGACAAAAUUGAAUUUCAUAUUGCUAAACUUGAAGAAUCUGGGAAUGUAGAUUUACAAUUUCCAAGAAGAGUAUUAGCACAUUUAUUAAAUUUACCUGAUAGAAUAUAUUGGGAUAAAUGCCAACAACCAAAAUUAAAAGAAAUGUCAGAUUGUGAAGAAUUUAAAAAAUUUUAUUCAAAUUAUGAUUUUACUAAAUAA
Molecule: messenger RNA, 1446 nt
Organism: Insectozyma verbasci
Lineage: Eukaryota; Fungi; Ascomycota; Pichiomycetes; Serinales; Debaryomycetaceae
Source: the annotation of a GenBank genome assembly